Molecule: messenger RNA, 2888 nt
Organism: Vigna unguiculata (cowpea)
Lineage: Eukaryota; Viridiplantae; Streptophyta; Magnoliopsida; Fabales; Fabaceae
Product: 65-kDa microtubule-associated protein 6-like
Biological process (GO): microtubule cytoskeleton organization
Cellular component (GO): spindle; cytoplasm
Molecular function (GO): microtubule binding
Source: RefSeq, a predicted model, not a curated record
CUAUGCAAAUCAUUGGUGAAUGUGAACACAUGAGAGAGAAAGAGACUGUGUGUAUGCAUAGAGAGAUACAGAGAUGGAAUACAGAUCCAUUUCAAUACAUGGUUCUUUACCUGCUCCUGUGUGUUCAGCUACAUGUUUGAGCAUUUGAGCAUCUAACAACCAAACCCUAAAAAGAGCAUUAUCCUCUUCCUUUGUUCUUUGCCCCUUUGCCUUUGCACAACCCUUUUUCUCUUUCCUCUUCAUUUAAGUUGCUUUCCCUCUUCUGCAAUAAUAAUGGCAAUCAUUUUCAUUUUCUCCCUCUGAACACUUUCUCCUACUCCAACACACGCCCUCUUUACAGAUCCUGUCAUAUCUCUUUUCACAAUUUGUUUCCUUUCUUUCUUUGUGGUUGCCAAAACAAUCUGUUCAAGUCAGAGAAAGAAAGAACCAACCAAAGGUUUCAGCUUUAGAUCUGAGGGAGCUAAGGUUGUUUCGACCAAUGGAGACACCCCGUGUCUCUUGUCUUUCACAUGAGAAGAAAGUUUCUUGCUUUGUGCUUUGACCCUUCUUCUUCUUCUUCAUCUAACUCUUUCUUCUACUACUGCCUUACUUAGUAACUUUCAAAUUAGCACUACCUUGUGAGCGACUGAAAUAGGCUCAACAAUGCUGGCCAUUGGGGUACAUGGCACCAGUAUCCGCACAAGUACUACUUGCACUGCUUUGCUCAGAGAACUUGAGCAAAUAUGGAACGACAUUGGGGAGAGCGAGGUAGACAAAGAUCGAAUGUUGAUGGAACUGGAGAGGGAGUGCUUAGAAGUAUACAGGAGAAAGGUUGAUGAGGCCGCAAACACAAAAGCACGUUUUCAUCAAACAGUUGCUGCCAAGGAAGCAGAGCUUGCGACACUAAUGGCUUCACUUGGCGAACAUGAUAUUCAUUCACCGAUUAAGAUAGAUAAGAGAUCCUCUUCCCUGAAGGAGAAACUUGCAUCCAUCACACCUUUGGUUGAAGAACUGAAGAAGAGAAAAGAUGAAAGGUUGAAGCAGUUUGACGAUGUAAAGAAUCAAAUAGAGAAGAUAAGUGGGGAGAUUUUUGGAUUCCAUUCUGUCAGUAAUUCUUUAAGCAUCACAACAGUUGAGGAUGAACAGGACUUGUCGCAUAGAAGACUUAACGAAUAUCAAACACAUCUCCGAACUCUUCAAAAGGAAAAGUCUGAUCGUCUUCAAAAGGUCUUGCAAUGCGUGAAUGAGGUCCAUUCUCUUUGUAGUGUACUUGGGUUGGAUUUUGGCCAAACUGUGGGUGAUGUGCAUCCAAGUUUGCAUGGGACUCAGGUGGAACAAUCGACUAAUAUUAGCAAUAGCACAUUGGAAGGCCUAGAGCAGACCAUUCUAAAGUUAAAAAUAGAAAGGAAAACUAGGAUUCAGAAGCUGAAGGAUGUGGUAGCUAAACUAUUUGAACUUUGGAAUUUGAUGGAUUCUUCAAAAGAAGACAGAAACUGUUUUAUGGGGAUUACUUCUAUUGUUGGAAUGUCAGAAUCAGAAAUCACUGAUCGAGGUGUUCUUUCAACAGAGAUGAUUGAGAAGGCUUCAGCGGAAGUGGACAGGCUUACGAAACUAAAAGCUAGCAGAAUGAAAGAACUUGUUUUCAAGAAGAGGUCAGAGUUAGAGGAAAUAUGUAGAUUGACUCAUAUUGAACCAGAUACAAGUACUGCUGCCGAGAAAGCUGGUGCAUUGAUAGAUUCUGGCCUGGUGGAUCCUUCUGAGCUAUUAGCCAACAUUGAAGCACAGAUAGUUAAGGUAAAAGAUGAAGCUUUGAGCAGAAAAGAAGUAACAGAUAGGAUUGACAAGUGGCUUUCUGCGUGUGAAGAGGAGAACUGGCUUGAUGAAUAUAAUCAAGAUGACAAUCGGUACAGUGCUGGGCGAGGUGCACACAUUAAUCUUAAACGUGCAGAACGUGCUAGAAUAACUGUAGCCAAAAUUCCAGCUAUGGUUGACAAUCUUAUAAACAAAACACUAUCCUGGGAAGAUGAAAAGAAGACGCAUUUUCUAUAUGAUGGGGUACGGUUGGUUUCAAUAUUGGACGAUUAUAAACUGGCCAGACAACAGAAAGAGGAAGAGAAGAGACGACACAGGGACCAUAAGAAGAUGCAAGAUCUACUCCUAAAUCAAAAGGAAGCCAUUUAUGGUUCUAAACCUAGUCCUAGAAAAAAUAACAGCUUUAGAAAGACAAAUAGUUACCGUGCAAAUGGCAAUGGAUCUAUGCCUCCUACACCUCGCCGGAACUCCCUAAGUGGUGGAACAACAUCUGAACUACUGACACCGCGGUCCUACUCUGGCCGUCAGAAUGGAUAUUUUAAGGAAAUGAGAAGAUUGUCUACUGCUCCUCUGAACUUUGUGGCUAUAUCUAAGGAAGAUACAAUUUCAUAUGCUUCCCUUUGUGGUUCAGAGCCUGACUCCCCUCCCCAAGUUUAAAUGAUAAAAAAGAAAAAAAAUUGGAAUAGGGUAAAAAAGAUUUUCUUGGGCAGUGUUAUAAACACGACUGUAAGCAGCCAGCAGAAACGUUGUGAAUACGAGAUGAUUGUACACUAGUAUUUGCUUGUAAUAAGCUGAUGAGAUAUACGUGGACAGUGAUAACUGACAUUUGAGGAUACGAAUUAGGGUGUUUAUGGUUUGAAGAACAUUAGCUUUGGGAAGAGUGUUGAUAUUGGUAGGGACAGUGAAGUGCAUGACUCCUUUUGUAGAGGGUAAAACAGUGGAGAUGAUGGAUCAUACAGUGACCAUGAUGUAUGUUGUGGGUUUUGUUUGUGUAUAUAUAUGUUUCAGUGUGAUGUAGCAGUAACUAAGAUUAUUUGAUUCAUAACUCUAGCUGAAGUCCUAUUGCAUUGCAUUCUAAUCAUGUUUCUUGUAUGUCA